Messenger RNA from Penicilliopsis zonata CBS 506.65, 2829 nucleotides. RefSeq lists its product as hypothetical. The transcript has 2 exons. Bases 1 to 2829 code for a protein of 942 amino acids. Gene Ontology annotation, cellular component: anaphase-promoting complex. Gene Ontology annotation, molecular function: ubiquitin protein ligase binding. Gene Ontology annotation, biological process: ubiquitin-dependent protein catabolic process. The record is from RefSeq and is a predicted model, not a curated record. Lineage: Eukaryota; Fungi; Ascomycota; Eurotiomycetes; Eurotiales; Aspergillaceae.
AUGAUCCAGACCGUCCCGAUCCCCGCGAGCCGCAGACGCGUCUUCGAUUCAGUCUUCUCGCCUGCAUCGCUGGAUGACUUCUCUCCGACCCCCGUCGCGACUCCGGCCCUAGACUACACUGCUGUCGGGCAACCGUUUGGAGGCGGCAUCCAGACGUAUGAUCGAACGUCACUUCCACGCCCUUCCACCGCCUCCUCGUUUCUGUCGAACGAUACGGUCCCGCUGGCCGAUGAGGUGGACAAGACGACCUGGGAUCAUGCAUGGCAGGUGGCCACGGCAUUUCUAGUACUACCAGAUGCCAAGCUCUCAUAUCUAGAAGUGUGUGGCGAGGUUGAUCAAGAAAGAUUCUUCAAGCAGUGGAACAGACAUGACCCUCCUUCGAAAGAGACGACUGAAGCGCUAGCAUAUCUCCUGGGAGCGUCCUCCGCGGGUAGACAGAGCUCUGGAAUCACAUUCGAACGCCCAGAUUUGCUAGAAUGGUAUGGCAAUGAGACGCGACGACAUUUCCUCAAGAAUUUCCGGGAAGGACUGCUUCUGCUCUUGCGUGCCACCGAGAUCGGCGAUGCUCUACAAAAAACGGUACAGUACCUACAUCUGGCACGGACAAUAUACCUCGCCCCCGUGGUAGAGCAUAUCCUUCCACUGCUAGAUACGAAGGCGCAGGAAAAGAGCUUUGGGGCAUUUCAGGAGGGGUUCCAUGCUGUUGUAGCGUACUCGCUCCCAUGGAAUACACUCUCGCCAUUACUCGCGCAAGAAGUCACAAAGGAAGCCUUCAUCAUUCUAGGGAUCGACACUCUGGCUACUACGGAUGACGACGAAAACGAUAUGGAGGUGGACCGACAGUGCACAAUAUCUUACCUGGAAUGGCGAGAGGAGCCAUCUGACGAAGUGAGGAUGCAUAUGAUGGCGGAGAAUGAUGACGCACAAGUCACUGCUGCCCGCGACCGGUUACUGUCCUUGUUUAAUGGACUGCAGCUUGUGGGACUGGGCGGCGACCGGGCGCAAAAGGUCUUUGCCAGCGUAAUGGAUGCUCUGUUGACCGAAUUCACCCGAGAGGCAUACACUGGUCAGUGGGAGGGCCCCAGCUUGGUCGUUCACCAUCUUCGCCAAUGGAUCGAGAAUGUUUUUGCCCGCUUGGUGGUGCAAGUGCUGGCUAUCAUCCACCCGCCCGAGCAGGGAUCCCAGGCCUCGGACAGAUUAUCCAUCAGCUUAAGCACGGUGGAGAGAUGGCAGGAAUCAGGGAUUGCUCGCCUGGGUGCACUUCGCACGGGUGAGUUAUUUGACGUGAUCGUCGACUGGCCAGCCAGUAGCGGCGCGAUCGAGGAUCUGCGGCACUUCACCACGCACCCUGCUGCAAGGCUAUAUGUGACGCAGACAUUCAUCACAGCGCUCAACCAACGGUUGCUCCACCCUGGCGCAUCGACAGUGGAGAUCUUGCAGGUGUAUAUCUCCAUUAUUCGGGGCUUCACCCUCCUCGAUCCGAAAGGUGUGCUAUUGGACCGUAUUGCUCGCCCGAUCCGACGGUAUCUGCGCGACCGGGAUGAUACAAUCAAGGCGAUUGUUGGUGGUCUGUUGGCCGAUCCGGACGAAGCAGAUGAGCAAGUACAGCCAGCAGCAGGUUCCUCGGCCGACGAGACGCUGGUUGAGUUGUCCGCUGAGCUGGCCAAGGCACACCGAUCCUCGCUACAGCGUGCCGACUCAGGCGAGCUCGAUUGGGACGAUAUGAACUGGAUGCCGGACCCUGUCGACGCGGCGCCGGAUUAUCGCAAGUCGAAGAGCUCUGAUGUCAUCGGGAGCUUGAUCAGUCUCUUCGAGUCCAAGGAGGCGUUUGUCAAGGAGAUGCAGCAGAUGCUUGCCGACCGCUUGCUCCGAAAACGCGGGGACUUUGAACAGGAGCUCUCUGUGGUGGAGUUUCUCAAGGUCCGCUUCGGUGAUUCCGCCCUGCAAGCUUGCGAGGUCAUGCUGCGUGACAUCUUCGACUCGAAACGGGUCGACGCCUCGGUGCGCAACGACCAGAGGCUCGCCCAGGAACCCGACCCGGGGGUGGAUCAACCGGAGCUGCACGCAAAAAUCCUCUCGCGCUUCUUCUGGCCAGAACUCCAGCCGCUGGAGUUUAAGGUUCCCGAACCUGUCGCCGUGCAGCAGCAGCAGUACGCCGAGGGGUUCGAGUCGCUUAAGCAGUCUCGCAAGCUCACCUGGCACAACGGGCUGGGGCAGGUCACUGUGGAGCUGGAUCUGGAGGACCGCGUGUUUGUCGACCAGGUCACCACCUGGCAGGCGACCGUCAUCUAUGCUUUCCAGUCGUCAUCCUCCGCGCUGGCAGUUGAGGAUCUUUCGCAGGAACUCGCCAUGUCGGCCGCGCUGGUCCGCAGCGCGUGUCUCUUCUGGGUCAGCAAGCGGAUCCUGACCGAGGUGCAACGCGACCACUUCUGCGUGCUGGAAGUGUUACCGUCCGAGACGGAUGAGAAUGCUGCUACGGGUGGUAGCCACCCGGUCGAUGCCGGACAGGACAGCGAGGAAGCAGAUCGCUCAGCGGCGACAGCCAACGCGGCGGCAGCAGCGGAUGCAGCGGCCGCCGCCGCUGCAAAGGAGACGGCAGACGCGGCUGCGAUGGAGAAGAUGAAUCUGUACUGGCAGUUUAUCAUGGGGAUGUUGACGAACCAAGGGGCGAUGCCGCUGCAGCGGAUCGUCAUGAUGCUGAAGAUUGCCGUGCCGGGCGGGUUCCCCUUCAGCAAUGAAGAGCUGCGCGAGUUCCUGGCUGGCAUGGUGAACAAGGGCAAGCUGGAGAUUGUCAGUGGGGGGAAUUAUAAGAUCAUCCGGGAUGCUUAG